UCUCUCUCUCUCUCUCUCUCUCUCUCUCUCUCUCUCUCUCUUUUCCUCCUCCGUUUGAAGCUUACACGAUGACGUCACCGCGGGUCAGUGUGUACUUCCCCCUGAAGUUACUAUGGCGGUUCUGAAGUUUUCAAACUUUUCUUGAUCUCUGUAAGUGUUUGUUCCAAUGGAGCAUCUCCAGGGAGCGUGGAAGACCAUCAGUAACGGUUUGGGGAUGAAGGAGCCGGCACUGGAGAGCCCGUGCGUCUCUCCCACCGCUACGCAGGACUUCCCGUACCAACGCCGCGCCUCUGACGAUUCCAAAAUCCCCGACUCCAAGACCAGCAGCACCAUCCGGGUGUACCUGCCUAACCAGCAGCGCACUGUGGUAAACGUAAGACCCGGGAUGACCCUCUACAGCUGUCUAAUUAAAGCGUUGAAGGUUCGAGGACUUCAGCCCGAGUGCUGCGCCGUCUACAGACUUCACCCAGGACACCACAGUAAAAAGUCUCGUAUGGACUGGAGCACGGACUCGACCUCGCUCAUUGGAGAGGAGCUCCUGGUGGAGGUUCUAGAUCAUGUUCCUCUGACGACACACAACUUUGUGAGGAAGACGUUCCUAAAGUUGGCCUACUGCGACAUGUGCCAGAAGUUCCUCCUGAACGGAUUUCGCUGUCAGACGUGUGGAUAUAAAUUCCAUGAGCACUGCAGCACCAAAGUUCCCACCAUGUGUGUGGACUGGAGCAACAUCAGGCAACUGCUAUUAUUUCUGACUCCUGGAGAAAGCGGAGCUCCGUCUCGGCCUCCGAUCACAUCGAGGAGGAUGAGGGAGUCCAUGAACCGACUCCCCAGCAGCUCGGCUCAUAGACACUCGACUCCUCAAGCGUUUAACGACAGCACGGUGUGUCCUCCUGCAGGGGGCGCUCUCUCUCAGAGACAGCGCUCUACCUCCACACCCAACGUACACAUGGUCAGCACCACCCUGCCCAUGGACAGCAGCCUGUUCGAGAUAGAUUGCCUGAACACUUCUCCUAGCUCCUGGUGCCGGAGAUUUUGUCUGAAGAGAAGAGACGCAAUACGUCACGGGCACCCUCUUGGAUCAGCAGGAAGUUCCCCUAACCAGAGUCCGACUGGCUGGAACCAGUCCAAAACUCCGCCCCCUGCUCAGAAAGAGAGGGCGUCGUCCUUCAGCUCUCAGGAGAAAAACAAAAUCCGUCCGAGAGAUAAGAGAGACUCGAGUUAUUACUGGGAGAUCGAAGCCUCUGAGGUGGUGCUGCACUCCAGAAUCGGCUCGGGAUCCUUCGGAACCGUAUACAAAGGGAAAUGGCACGGUGACGUCGCCGUCAAGAUCUUAAAAGUCAUCGACCCCACCCCGGAGCAGUUCCAGGCCUUUCGUAACGAAGUGGCGGUUCUGCGGAAAACUCGGCACGUGAACAUCCUGCUGUUCAUGGGCUACAUGACGAAAGAUAACCUGGCCAUCGUCACGCAGUGGUGCGAAGGCAGCAGUCUGUACAAACACCUCCACGUGCUGGAGACCAAAUAUCAGAUGGUCCAGCUGAUCGACAUUGCGAGGCAGACGGCUCAGGGCAUGGACUACUUGCAUGCUAAGAACAUCAUCCACCGAGACAUGAAGUCCAACAAUAUUUUUCUGCAUGAGGGUCUGACGGUGAAGAUCGGGGAUUUCGGUUUGGCCACGGUGAAGGCCAGGUGGAGCGGCUCUCAUCAGGUCGAACAUCCGUCAGGAUCCAUCUUAUGGAUGGCUCCUGAGGUGAUCCGAAUGCAGGACAACAAUCCUUACAGUUUCCAGUCCGACGUUUAUUCCUACGGCAUUGUUCUGUACGAGCUGAUGACCGGAGAGCUUCCGUACUCACACAUUGCUAACAGAGAUCAGAUUAUCUUCAUGGUUGGUCGAGGUUAUCUGUCUCCGGAUCUCACUAAACUGUAUAAGAGCUGUCCCAAAGCCAUGAAGCGUCUGGUCGCUGACUGCAUUAAGAAAUCCAAAGAGGAGAGACCGCUGUUCCCUCAGAUCCUGUCCUCCAUCGAGCUCCUGCAGCACGCUUUACCCAAAAUCAACCGCAGCGCCUCGGAGCCGUCACUGCACAGAGCCACUCACACCCAGGACAUCAACUCCUGCACUUUCACCUCCAUCAAGAUGCCUGUCUUCUGAUCACUUCUGACCAUCUGGAGCUGAUGGAACCCUCACUGUUUCUUCAGACUUUACCCAACGUCCAUGUCACAAUCUAUCUGUCUCUCACUCUCUAUCUAUCUAUCUAUCUAUCUAUCUAUCUAUCUAUCUAUCUAUCUAUCUAUCUAUCUAUCUAUCUAUCUAUCUAUCUAUCUAUCUAUCUAUCUAUCUAUCUAUCUAUCUAUCUCAGAUGAAGGUGAAGAGGGAAUGGACUUCUUGGAGCGUUAGAGACAAUAUCAUGAUAUUAGAAGGUGAAAGUCGUCUUUAUGCACAGAAACAAAUCAGAUCUGUUGGAAGUGACGUGUUGCAGGUCUGAGCAUGAGAUACUUUCAUUUUCAUGGUAUAUUUAGUGUGCUGAAACGAGCAGCUGCUCAUCUCUCCUCUCAUCUCUCAUCUCAUCUCUCCUCUCAUCUCUCCAUUCAUCUCUCCUCUCAUCUCUCCAUUCAUCUCUCCUCUCAUCUCAUCUCUCCUCUGAUCUCUCCUCUCAUCUCUCUGUUC
This is a messenger RNA of Silurus meridionalis, 2662 nucleotides long. RefSeq names its product Raf-1 proto-oncogene, serine/threonine kinase a (gene raf1a). The transcript has 18 exons. Gene Ontology annotation, molecular function: ATP binding; protein kinase activity. Gene Ontology annotation, biological process: protein phosphorylation; signal transduction. The record is from RefSeq and is a predicted model, not a curated record. Gene Ontology annotation, cellular component: plasma membrane; mitochondrion; cytosol. Lineage: Eukaryota; Metazoa; Chordata; Actinopteri; Siluriformes; Siluridae. Bases 167 to 2146 code for a protein of 659 amino acids.